CGCCCAUCCAGAUCCACUCCGUCACCAGGCCGCCGCAGACGGCCCGCAGAUCGACCAAUUCUUUAACCUUCCAACGCAGCAUAAUCCAAUCGCACAUGGCGGCGGCUCUUCAGGCGCAGCGCCUCUUCCUGACGGCCUCCACCUCCACCUCCUCCUCGUCGUCGUCGUUCGCUACGCGGCCCCGCCGGACAACCACCGCCGCCGCUCCCUGCCGCGCCGGCCUGCGCGUGCCGUCCGGCGUCCAGACGACAACAGCCGCGUCGACGUCCCGGCCGGCGGACGGCGGCGGCGGAAUCAGGCUGGACUGGAUCGACGCCGCGACGUCCCCCGCCGACCGCAACGCGGUCGAGAAGCUCCGCGCGGUGGCGGAGGCCGCGGCGGACCGCGCCGAGAUGCACGACAUCAUCGGGCGGCAGCGGGACAACUGGAACCACCUGCUGCUGCACUCCACCAACUCGCUGGCGCUGGCGGCCUCCGUGAUGGCCGCGCUGGCGCCAGCCGCGCCGGCCGCCAAGGCAUCCGCGGGGGCGCUCCUGGCCACGGCCGCGGUCACCAUGGCCGUCGCCAACAGGCUCCAGCCGUCGCAGCUCGCCGAGGAGCAGCGCAACGCCACGCGGCUCUGGAAGCAGCUGGAGCGCGACGUCCGCGCCACGCUCCAGCAGGACAAGGAGGCGCAGCGGCAGCCAAAGCAGCUGGGCCAGGCCGACGUGCAGGACGCCGUGGACCGGGUGCUCGCGCUCGACGCUGCCUACCCGCUGCCGCUGCUCCCGGGGAUGCUGGACAAGUUCCCCAAUGCCGUCGAGCCCGCGCGGUGGUGGCCGCGCCGCCGCCCGCACACGCAGCAGCCGAAGAGGAACGCCCGGUCCAGGAGCUUGGGCCGCCGCGGCGGCAUCGGCAACGGCAACGGGUGGAGCCUGGAGCUGGAGGAGGAGAUGCGUGGCCUGCUGCGCGUGCUAAGGGCCAAGGACGAGCAGCAGUACCUGAGGGUGGGGAAGCUGGUGCUGGGCGUCAACCGCGUCCUGGCCGUGGCCGGGCCAGCGCUGGCCGGCACCGGCGCGGUGGCCGCGGCCUUCAUCGGGAGCGGGGACGGCGGCGGCGCCGCCGCCGCCGCUGCCGCCGCGGCGUGCGGCGCGCUGGCUGCCGCGGUCAACACGGUGGAGCACGGCGGGCAGCUGGGCAUGCUGUUCGAGCUGCUGCGCAACUGCGCCGGCUUCUACCGCAAGAUGCAGGAGGACAUCGAGGCGGCGCUGGGCGAGGCCGACGUGGAGCGCCGGGAGGACGGGGAGGUGUUCCGGACCAAGGUGGCGCUGCUGCUGGGCCGCGACGCGUCGGAGCUCGGCCAGUUCAGGCGGAUGGCGUCCGCGUCGGUCAAGGACGACGACAUCAAGGACUACGCCGGGAAACUCUUCUGAUCGAUCGAUGGAUCAAAGUGCACGAGACGAAGAUUAGUAGCAACGCAAAUUAGUGUUCGUAUGUAGUAGGACUACUAAAUAGGCAGGUAGGCUAGAUAGAUAGGGAGAAGAGUUCCAUUCCAUUGAUUCUUUUUUGUAAGUAGCAAUCACCAUUCGUUCGAGAACCGUGAAAUGACACUUGCUUGAUUGAGAUCUACUGUCCUGUUGGUAAGUUUUGAGACGUACGCCUGAUCGUCGUGUCUGUCCUGUUCUGAUUUCUGAACAAACAAGCUGAGUUUAUAUAUACAUAUCGAUAUGUUGCAGAUGGC
Molecule: messenger RNA, 1720 nt
Organism: Zea mays
Lineage: Eukaryota; Viridiplantae; Streptophyta; Magnoliopsida; Poales; Poaceae
Product: putative F-box protein
Exons: 1
Coding region: 96-1412 (438 amino acids)
Source: RefSeq, marked predicted